Molecule: messenger RNA, 3176 nt
Organism: Dromiciops gliroides (monito del monte)
Lineage: Eukaryota; Metazoa; Chordata; Mammalia; Microbiotheria; Microbiotheriidae
Gene: SENP2
Product: SUMO specific peptidase 2
Exons: 17
Coding region: 81-1781 (566 amino acids)
Biological process (GO): protein desumoylation
Cellular component (GO): nucleus
Molecular function (GO): deSUMOylase activity
Source: RefSeq, a predicted model, not a curated record
GCCUGUGGCAGUGGCAGGGGCGGUUCCGGCCUCCGACGCUAGGCCCGUGUCGGCCUCCGCGGUUUCCGCGCCGGCCUGGUAUGUACAGAUGGCUGCUUAGUGUCUUCCACUCCAUCUUCCGGAGGCCGCGCGGCCCCCCCGAGCCCGCAGCUCGGCCCCUGCUCAAGAGGCGGUUAUCGGACAGAACUCCAGCCACUGAUGAAACAGAAGCCAAAAGACCACGAUUAGAUUCCUUGAUUCAUCGAGUCAAGAAGAGCAUCUGGGAUAUCACCAACUUAUUUGGCACUCCGGCCCACCUCAGUCCGAGGUGCCCGGAGGCUAGCGACUGCAAUGGCUCGCAUACGGGAGGCUCUCCCGGAGAGGCACUUCCCAGACAUUCACCAUCUAAAUUGACAAAAUCUGGACCCUGGAGAGAUGUGCUUACAUCGGGUAAUAAAACCCGAAAUGGAGCAAGUAAACAUUCAGAUAAAGUGAGUCGAGAUCACCACCACCACCACCACCACCACCACCACCAUCAUCGACGCCACGCUAUGCCUUCCUUUAGUUUUCCUCGUAACCAGGAAGCUUAUAACAAAAGAAUGAGUGGCCGUCACUCUGGCAAGUCUCCCCCAGACAGUUCUCUAGCCCGGAAACAGCACGUUCAGGACCGGAACCUUUCUGAGGGACCCCCUGCAGAAACCGGCAGGGCUCUGAGGAGACCACGAUGCACUGUGGAAGAGGGUUUUCAGAGAGAGGAGAGAGAGAAGUAUCAAAGGCUGUUGGAGCGACUUAAAGAAGGAUGCCAUGGAAACUGUCUCACUCCUGUCACUGCAAACCAUCACGGUUCUCAUAGAUGUCACGUGGAAGGAUUAAGGAAUGGUGGCUGGGGGGAAGACCAACAUCUCGGGAUGAGAGCGGGUCAGCUUGUUCCAAAGCAAUACAAAGUUACUGAAUCAUGGGGACCGGUUCGUGUUGUGAGAAGUGACAAAAGAUAUUCUAAGGCAAGAAUUCCAGAACCUGAAAAGACAGAUGGACAUAGACUAGAAGAUGAAAAUAGACACUCUGGGCCCGAGAUGAAAGAACAGCCCAGCUCAGGCAAAGAGAAAGAAAAGACCCCUGAAGAGCCCCCUGAACUCACUGAGGAUAUGGAAAAAGAGAUUACUAGAGCCCUGGGCUGUGGCCCCCAAGAUGAGAUCCUAAGCAGUGCUUUCAAAUUAAGAAUCACCCGUGGGGAUAUACAGACCUUGAGGAAUUCUCACUGGCUCAACGAUGAGAUCAUCAAUUUUUACAUGAACCUUCUGGUGGAGAGAAAUAAAAAGCAAGGCUUGCCAGUGCUUCAUGCCUUUAGCACGUUCUUCUACCCCAAACUGAGUGCUGGUGGCUAUCAGGCCGUGAAGAGAUGGACCAAAGGGGUGAACCUCUUUGAGCAAGAGCUUAUUCUGGUGCCCAUUCACCGCAGGGUACACUGGAGCUUGGUGGUGAUAGAUGUGAGGAAAAAGACUAUUAAGUACCUGGAUUCCAUGGGACAGAAGGGCCACCGAAUCUGUAACCUGAUGCUCCGCUAUCUACAAGAAGAGAGCAAGGCCAAAAGAAACAGAGAGCUGGUUCCUGGGGAGUGGACUCUGCAAAGUGCGAAGCCCUGUGAGAUUCCUCAGCAAUUGAAUGGAAGCGAUUGUGGAAUGUUUACUUGUAAAUAUGCAGAUUAUCUCUCUCAGGACAAGCCCAUCACCUUUACACAGAAUCAGAUGCCUCACUUCCGGAAGAAGAUGGUGUGGGAAAUCCUUCAUCAGCAGCUGCUUUGAGAACGCUGCUCUUGUUCCCUGCAGCUGCUUGGGAUGCUCCCCACAUGGCUCCAUUUACCUCAUGCCUCAUGAGUUAGAAAGUUCCAGCAUCGCUUCUGCUGCUUUGCAGGUACCAAGUUGCAAGGCCUGCAUGGAGGCGUCUGGAGCCUCGGCCUGGGGGUGCAGAAGACUGAGCGCCCACCUGUAACUCUGUGCCCUCUUGCAGAAUCCUCUGCUGGGCAACCCCUAAGAAACAAACACUAGUUUAAUGUGUGGUUAAAAGACAUUGUUUUUCUUCAAGAAUGUAGGAAAUGCAGGGUUUACUCUGUGUGUAUGUGUCUAUGUGUGUGUAUACGUAUCUAUAUAUAGAGGGUGUGUGUGUGUGUGUGUGUGUGUGUGUGUGCGCGCGUGCGUGCGUGCGUGUAUUUUUCGUGCUCAAGAACUGGGCAGAGGCUAUGCUUGCCCACUCUGAUGAAACUCUAGAUUCACUUCUAUGGAUAUUUAUUUCUGAAAAGACUAUUCAUUGAGCCACUCCCUCUAUCUGGGUCUUGGUGUUCAUUACCAUAGGAGAGGGGAGGAGUGGAGGUUUUUAACUUAUACAGCAAUGGCUGCUACCUUGGAGUUGGAGGGAGCUCUCUUAGGGAGGACCGAGAGACAGAUAGACAGACAGACAGACAAGACAGACAGACAGACAGACAGACAGACAGGUGCAGGCACUGUGCUUCCAGCUCCUCCCUUGGCCCCAAGCCCUAGGGGCAGGAGGGCUGGCAGGCAGGUCACUCCAACUAGAACCCAGUGUAAUUGCAGCUGCUCCUGUCUGUCCCUCCCCUCCCCUCCCAUCCCAUCCAGAACUCCUGCCUGCAUAGUCACUCACUUCCAGAACACUGACUUGAUUAAAUUAUGGAGACUUUGUUUCCCUUUUCUGGAAAGGAAGACAUUUGGCUUAGGUCCUGUAACUGGAUUUGUAAUUACUGUGAACCCCCGAUUGUCAAUGCUGUCUUUCAGCUGACUGGGGGAAUGUCCCCAAGUUAGACUAGAUGGCAAGAAUUGUUUAUUUCAAGAGAGACUAUCCAAGGUAAAGCUAUUUUUCUCAAAGUUUCUUUUUUCUAUAUAAAACAAAAAUUAAGUUUUGUACUUAUUUGGAUCUUUUUUUUUUCCUGAGCUGAAAUCUGUGAAAGAGCCUAUUACAAGGCUGAGGUUGUUGUUGAAUAAUCUAUUUUACAUAUGAAAGUUUGUAUUUAACUUGUUUUUUUAAAUUUGAAAGCAUCCAGAUGUGCUGCUUCCACUUUCUGAAGAUUUGAAGGGAUAUUGGUAUAAGGAAAGAUCAAAACCCAUUUUGCAGUAUCUAGUGCCUGUGGUAUGUGUCUUUCCCCUGUGUAAUAAAAGGUUGCCUGGCCAAGAGCCCUGGUAAAUCUA